This is a messenger RNA of Cryptomeria japonica (Japanese cedar), 2051 nucleotides long. Its product is annotated as protein LATERAL ORGAN BOUNDARIES. Bases 843 to 1559 code for a protein of 238 amino acids. The transcript is spliced from 3 exons. The record is from RefSeq and is a predicted model, not a curated record. NCBI's taxonomy places the organism in Eukaryota, Viridiplantae, Streptophyta, Pinopsida, Cupressales, Cupressaceae.
AUAUUUAAUAAAGCAUGUACGCGUGCCCCGAGUGUUCCGUUGGAAAGAAGGGGGCGUGGCUCGAGGUUUGGAUCCAAUGCCCAACGGGUUAUCUCGUACGUGUCGCUUUUGGCACAUACCUACAUACGCAGGAAAGGGAUCAACGCUGUGUGUGUAUGUAUGGCAUAAGCAUAAGCUCAGCUACCCUAUAAUCUAUUGCAUGAAUUGUCAAUUUGGCUAUUGCCUUGGGGAAGACAAGACUGUGGAGUACUGAUUUCGCUCUGCAACAGCAGAAGAUCCACGAGAAUAAGUAGAAAUUGAUGGAGUCAAACAGUAACAGGACUACGUAAGUUGAAAUUCAUCAUAAACCUCCAGGCUCCAGCUUUCCAAAUCCGUAAGAGUUUGGUUUAUAGAGGGGGAGGGGGAGGGGGCUUUACUUUACCCUAUUGGUAUUGUACAGUGGAGGAGCAGGUUAAAUGGGAGUGCUUGAGGUUUGAUAGACGGCAGCCCGCAUUUCUCCUUUGGUAAGAAGCUCAGAGAGAAGCUUUUAAUGGCAGAAAAAGUACUGUUGUAGCUUAAGGCGAGUUUGUCUGUUUGUCUGUCUAUGGAUUGAGGAAGCGGAGUAGGGGUCGGUAGUGGUACAUCUGGAUUGACCACACAAUUCAAAUGAUUGCCCACAACGGAUUGAAGAGGGGUUUCAUCAGGAGUACAGGGAUGCACAGAGAUCUUGACUAGAUUUUAAUUCAUCGACCAUGGACAACAUCUUCUUCUUCUUCUGGCUUAUUUCCACGCUACUAGAAAGCUCUCCUGUGCCAUUAAAGCUAACCAAUUCGGCUUUAUAAGUUGUGCGUUUCCGUAACUAAAUGGCGUCGUCGUCUUCUUCCUCGUCGAAUUCUCCAUGCGCGGCGUGCAAGUUUCUUCGAAGGAAGUGCACAGUGGAGUGCGUUUUUGCCCCUUAUUUUCCACCAGAUCAGCCGCACAAGUUCGCAAAUGUUCACAAAAUCUUCGGCGCGAGCAACGUGACUAAGCUUCUCAACGAGCUGCAUCCGCACCAGCGUGAAGACGCGGUGAAUUCUUUGGCGUACGAGGCAGAGGCACGGGUGAAGGAUCCCGUUUACGGCUGCGUCGGCACCAUUUCCGUUCUGCACCAGCAGGUCAGGCAGCUGCAGUCUGAGCUCCAAUCCGCUCGCUCUGAGCUCUCUAGAUACAUUAAUGUGGGGAUUGCAAUCUCUCCAAUGCCUACCCCAUCGUCCCCGUUAGGAAUAGGUAUGGGAUUGGCCGGAACUUCAAGAGAUCAAAUUUUCAGGGAUCACAGUAUCAUGGAGCCGCCCGUUUCAAGGGAUCAUCAUUUGCUGCGAGCGAAUUUCGAGCAGGUCGAGAUUGCCAGGAUACAUACCGGACCUACCUACGACACAAAUUAUCUUCCCUUGGCUAUUGCAGGCGGAAGCCAUAGCCAUCUAGGGUUAUCAGGCGGAGGAAACCCUUCUCCUUUGAACCAGUAUCAUCCCAGGACGCCUGCGUCUUCAAAUGAACGCAACCUCGUCCAUCCUUAUUUCCAUUCGGAUAGGCGGGAGGAGUAGCAUUUGCUCGAGUAUGAUUACCUCCCUGCGGAUUCAGACGGCAGGAAACAAACAAAUCUUCGAGCACAGAAUUUUCCUCUUGAUUUUAAAUUGUUUGCUCGCUGGCUGUAACACCAUUAUAUAUGUAUUACUCAUCUAGGCUAUUCUUCUUCUUCUUCUUCUUGAAUUUACAUCCUGCAAAUAAUAAUAUUUAUUUUGUUCACCGAGAGACUGCAGUUUCAAACUUGGGAGGAGUCUCAUACCAUGAGCUUUAGCCACCGAUUCAGGCUUCCAAGCAGUUUGGAAUUAGGUAGAUUUUGAUUUGAGUAUUUAAACCAAAAAAAGAAAAAAAGAAAAAAAAUAUCAAAGGUAGAAAGAUCGGAGGUAAACACUAUUCGCUAGGUGUUCUUUCCCUACUUUCUGUAGGAUGCUGCUGCUAAGGACAUCUGUUAGUCCUUCCUUUGUAUUUAUUUUACUCUAAUUAGUUGAUAUCCACUGUAAAAAAUUAUGUCA